Messenger RNA from Botrytis sinoallii, 1809 nucleotides. RefSeq lists its product as uncharacterized. Lineage: Eukaryota; Fungi; Ascomycota; Leotiomycetes; Helotiales; Sclerotiniaceae. The record is from RefSeq and is a predicted model, not a curated record. The transcript has 5 exons. The coding region runs from base 1 to 1809 and encodes 602 amino acids.
AUGAAGUCAUCAGCACGGAUUUCUACACGUGAUGCUUAUGGAGAGAAUUCCCAUAUUUACUAUCCCAUCGUCAUUAUUGGGGCUGGACCUUCAGGCAUAGCCAUGGGCUGUCAAUUAAAAAGCAAGCUUCGUUUUGACCAGUUCAAAAUAUUUGAUCGCCAAGAGGGGCUUGGAGGCACAUGGUGGACGAACAGAUAUCCCGGAAUCGCUUGUGAUGUACCAACCUUGUUUUACUCAUUUUCCUUCGCCCCGAAUUACACUUCACCGACCGUGUUUCCUUCAGGUUGUGACUAUGUGAUGUAUCUCAAUAAAGUAGUGGAACGCUUUGAGAUAGCAGACAAGAUCAAUUUGAACACGGAAGUCAAGAGCUUGAAAUGGAAAGAGGAGGAAGAAGAAUGGGAAAUCGAGAUCUGUCGUGUUUAUCGAGAGGAACUCAUAACUCAUAGUCGACUUGAGAUAAUCCGAGCCAAAGUGGUUAUCAGUGGUGUCGGCAUUCUUACCAAUCCUAAAGAUUGGCCAGAAACUGUCUCAGGAAGGAACAUGUUCAGCGGUGAGAUUUUGCACUCUGCUCGAUGGCCGAGAAAUGUCAAUCUUGAGGGAAAAGACGUCGUGCUUGUGGGCUCAGGCUGCACCGCCGCCCAGAUUGCACCGGCAAUUCUUCAAACCAAGGUCAAGUCAUUGACGCACAUUAUACGAAAUCCACCGUGGUUUGUUCCUCGCAUUAAAGAGCCAGGAGGUAAAGAGGCUUACGCAAAGUUCGCACCUAUGAUUUACGGCUCCGUACCGAUUUUGGGCUUCCUCGUUCGCUUCAUUGUUUGCUGCAUGUCUGAGUUGCUAUGGUACGCUACGUUCAAGCGAAAAAACUUGGAGCUUCGGAAAAUCUCGGAAAAGUCAUCCUUGGACCAUAUGAGAAAGCUGGCACCUCAAAAAUAUCAUUCCAUAUUGACGCCGCGGUAUAGUCUUGGCUGUAAGCGCCGCGUUUUCGACAAUGACUGGCUCCAGAGUAUGAGCGAUCCUCGCUAUAUCCUAACGACACAGCCUUGGAUAGGUAUGAGAUGCAAUGAAGUGACUGUCGGGAGUUCUGAAUCAAAGUUUAACCUCGCUGCACUGCCGAGCCAGUAUCCCGCCGAUAUUCUUGUCUUAGCAACGGGAUUCAAGGUAUCACAAUUUCUACACCCUCUCUCCGUCAUGGGACGCCAGGGUAUCUCCCUUCAGCACGUUUGGAAGGAGCGAGGAGGCCCCCAAGCGUAUAUGGGAACAGGAAUUGACCAGUUUCCAAAUUUCUUCAUGAUCAUGGGCCCAAACACCUUCGUUGGUCAUACCUCAGUCAUCAUGAGCAUCGAAAAUAAUGUCCAAUACAUUCUCAAAAUGAUCGCCCCCAUUCUCCAAGGGUAUGUUAGUUGUCUGGAACCAAAGCCCGAGGCAGUAGAAAAGUGGGUACAAGAUAUCAGAAGAGAUAUGCAAGAAACCGUUUUUGAUUCCUGUCAAAGCUGGUAUAAUGAUUCCGGGGCUUGGAACACCGUCAUAUAUCCCCGAUCUCAACUUGACUUUUACCUCCGCUGCAGGUCUCCCAAAUUCAACGAUUGGACCCGAAAGCUUUCCGCACAAGGCCAGCAUCGACGAACACUCCAGCAAAUAAUAAAUAUGACCAUGAUAAUGUCAAUAGUUAUUGCCGUCUGCUACGGCGUGUGGUCAGAUCGAAGCUUCGAGGUUUUAGUGGAUAGAAAGUUGGUGUUACGAAAGACGGUACUCACAACAAUAGACAGCACUAUCAAAGCGAUGCAGGAAGCCAGGCAAUGGUUCUCGUAA